AAAGUUUCUUUUUUCUAAAUGAAGAGAUUUGGGAUUCAAAACGCAGUUCUACUAGUAUCAUUUCUUUUUGUUGUGCUUCUCUUCACCUGUUUUGCUUCCAGCCAAAACGAUGGCGUUUACGAAGACUCCGCGUCUGAUUAUAAAUGGGUUCGGAUCCGGGUCGGGUUAGUUUUGGAUUUGGAUUCUCUGGAGGGAAAAAUGGUGGGAAGAUCUGUUACAACGGCACUUUCAGAUUUCUAUGCCGUUAACACUGAUCACAAAACAAGAGUCUCUCUCUCGAUCAGAAACUCUCACGGGGAGCCUCUCCUAGCUCUCGCUUCUGCUGUAGAUCUGCUGCAAUCUGAAGAAGUGGAGGCGAUUAUCACCGCCGGGGACUCGAUUCUUGAAACGAAGCUGUUGGCGGAGAUUGGGGAGAAAUCUAAGGUUCCAGUGAUCUCAAUUAAAUCUCCGGUAUCAUCUUCGUUGAGCAGAUACAAUCACUUGAUCCAAGUGACACAUGAUUCUUCCUCCGAGGCGAAGGGGAUCACAGCUUUCAUCCAUGGGUUCGAUUGGAACAGUGUUGGUCUUGUCUACGAGGAUGAAGAUGACUGGAGAGAUAGUAUGCAACAGCUUGUGGAUCAUUUUUAUGAGAACGGUGUUGGUAUACAAUCCAAGGCUGGUUUUGCAGUCUCUUCAACCCAGGAAAUGGUUAUGGAUCGGUUAGGGAAGAUGAAGGACUUGGGGACGAGUGUGUUUGUGGUGCACUUGUCUGAGGUUAUUGCUACUCGUCUCUUCGAAUGUGCUGAGAGAUUGGGGAUGAUGGGUGAAGGGUUUGCUUGGAUCCUCACUGCCAAAAGCAUGACCAGUUUCCAUGGAAAAGAGGCAAUGGAAGGUGUGGUUGGUUUCAAGACUUACAUUCCAAUGUCAAGAGUGCUUCAGAACUUCACUUUGAGACUGAGAACAUCACUAGGGAAUGGAGACGAUAAUCGGUUGAGUGUCUCUGGUGUAUGGGCUCAUGAUGUAGCUUGGGCACUGGCGAGAUCAGCGGAGAUGGUGAAUGCAUCAUCAACUCUCCUUGAGGCUAUCACUGAAUGCAGGUUUAAGAGUUUGAGUGGUGACUUCCAAGUGAAGGAUAAGAAGUUCUUGUCAGACAAGUUUGAGAUAGUGAAUUUGUUGGAAUCAGGUGAGAGGAGAAUAGGGUUCUGGAAUGGCAAUGGUAGUUUCAGCAGUAGAAGACAUUUUAACAAGCUCGAGGCUAUAAUCUGGCCUGGUGGGUCUGCUCAAACUCCGAGAGGGCGCGCUCUUGGAGAAAGCAUAAGAAAAAAGCUGAGGGUUCUGGUUACAUCUAGCAACAGAUUCCCAAGCCUGAUGGACGUGGAGACUUCAGCAAUAAAUGUUACAACUGUGAAAGGGUUCUGUAUAGAAGUCUUCCAGGCUGCCAUUGCACCUUUCAACUAUGAUCUGGAGUUCAUCCCUUGGCGCAAUGGAAGUAACUACGACAAUCUUGCAAUUGCACUUUCUACUCAGAAAGACAAAUAUGAUGCAGCCGUGGGAGAUAUUACAAUCACUGCCAAUAGAUCAAAGUAUGUUGAUUUUACUAUGCCAUUCACCGACAUGGGUCUUGGAAUAGUAGCACCAAAGGAGAGUAGUAUGUGGGUGUUCUUCCAUCCUCUAACGCGAGACCUUUGGAUAACAAGUGCAGCUUUCUUUGUCUUGACGGGCACUAUAGUUUGGUUGAUAGAAAGACCUGAUAACAAAGAGUUCCAGGGUUCUUGGCAGAAACAGAUCGGAGUUAUAUUUUGGUUUGGCUUCUCUACCCUUGUUUAUGCGCAUAGGGAGAAACUACAACACAACUUAUCCAGAUUUGUUGUUACAGUUUGGAUAUUUGCAGUGCUCAUAUUGACUACAAGCUAUACUGCAACUUUGACAUCAAUGAUGACGGUGCAACAGAUACGAUUCAACUCUAAUAAAGAUCAUGUGGGGCAUCUUUCGGGCUCCCUCAUUGCAAAUAUGUCCCUAACCGGUCCCAAAUUCCGAUCAACGAACACCAAGGGUCUCAAUACUUCUAAAGACUAUGCUCAAGCUUUGUUGGACAAUACUGUCUCAUUUGUUGUCGAUGAGUUGCCAUACCUCAAAGUCCUCCUUGGAGAGAAUCCUGAAAAGUUUCUCAUGGUCAAGGCACAUUGUAACACCAUUGGUUUCGGCUUUAUGUUUCAGAAGGGCGGCGACUUGGUGCAUCGUGUGUCCAUGGAGAUCUUGAAACUAAGGGCGAGCGAUAAAAUAAGUGAGAUGGAGAAAAGAUCGUUUGAGAGUAAACUUCCAUACACAGCAGAUGAUACAUCAAAUCCUCUAACUCUUUAUAUGUUCCGCGGAUUGUUUAUGAUCACUGGAGUUUCUUCAGCUUUGGCUCUUGCACUACUUCUCAUUAUCUGGCUCCGAGACAACUGGGAGGAUCUGAUGAACUCGGUCAACCUAUUCCUCUCGCGACGACUUGUACAUUUUAGGAUCCUCUGCGCAACAAGUAUCCAUCCCAACCCUCUUGAUGACGAGAAUGCGGUUCAAAUGGCUCAACGUAACUGAAGAUAGGAACUGAUUCAAACAUAGCAAUAUAUGUGUUAGAUUCGGACUUACUAUGGGUUUUCAGCUUAAAACCAAUUGGUGAUAAGUAGAUUAACUCUAACCCUCUAUAUAUUACUUAAAAGUCUCCUUGAAUAAUAUGUUCAUUACCGUAUGUAAAUGCAAUUUCAAAAAAAAAAAAAAUUAUGUUUUCUGUGAUUCUUUAUCAGGUGAUGAUUACCUUUCAAAACAUUAAUUAUAUUCACUGAAGUUUCUUGUGAUUUAAAAUGGCUGAGCAUCAGUUUAGAAAUCGCUGAGAAGGUUUCGGGUAUGUAUACUUAUAGGGCUUGUAUGGAGGAUUUAUUGGCAUGUUUUCAGACCAGUUUUUUCUUCAGCAGCUAACAGGAGUUAGUUUCACUCAUAGUAAUGGUCUAUAGUUUAACGGCUACAUCACACCCAAACAUUUGGCUACUGUAUAUAUUGAUCUGCUCAGAAAUCCUUAGUGUAAAAGGAACCAACAAACAAGGUAACAAUGAUAGUGUAGACACUAAACACCAUGAAUAAUCCUACAUAGUAUAACCUACUCUUCAAAACCCAUCCACACCAGAUACAUUACAAAGGCUUAUUCUAAUUUGUAUUAGUAAGAUCCUAAACAUCCUUUUUAGUUUGAUUCUACGUUGUUUCUCCUACCAUCUACCAAACAUAAUCUCCUCUUAGAUCAAUCAACUUAUUUCUCAUGGAAGUUCUGCAAUUUUUAUUAGGAUAAAAAAAUUCAUUGGACUGUUAGAGAACCUGGUUUGACCCCAUUGGCCUGAGGGAAAAUGGGCAUUUAAUUCCCAAAGUAUUUGAAAUCGGCAGUUUUAAUACUCAAAUAUUGUUUGCGCAUAUAUAUUCCUCAACCAAUAAUUGACUGCGCAAAAUUGAAAACAAAAUAGUCAACCGUUAACUGAUGAACAAAAAAAAUAACGGUUUCUGUCAAAUUUUAAACACUAGAAUAUUCUAAUAAUGAUUUUGCACAGUCAAUGAUUAGUUGGAGAAUAAAUAUGCACAUAUAAUAUUUGAGUAUUUAAUUUGCCGAUUGAAAAUACUUUGAGGAAUUAAAAACUCAUCUUUUUCUUUAUAUUUCUUAUAAGAUUGAAAGUCAUUAACAUCAAUCCCUUUAAAAAAACACAAGUAAAAAUAUUUUCUAGUUAAAUAAAAUCAUUGUACGAGAUAUUUACCUUUAGAAGAGAUUGUUGAUUUUUUACACUGACAUAUAAAACAAUACAAAAUAAUUAUUGUUACAUCGUAUUGUCGAUGUACUUCAUGUUUAUAUCACUUUAGAUGAUUUUUAAAAUAAUUCAUAGUUAGAAAGAUUCAUAAUUUGAAAUAAUAUACAAGAUAUUUAAUCUAGUAAAAGGAUUUAUUUAGUUUAUAAAAGCAUAUAAAAUAACAUAAGAUAAUUACAUUUGCAUUGUAUUGCUGAUGUGCAAUAUAUGAAUGUGUAAAGUACAGAUAAUUAGAUAUGAUUGUCUAAAGUAGAGAUCCAAUGUACAACAUAUAAUUGUCUAAGCAAUAUGAAAUCAUCCAUAAGUGAUUUUAUAAACAUGAAGUACAUCAACAAUACGAACAAUACGAUGCAACCAUAAUUAUUUGUAUUAUUUUAUACGUCAUUGUUAAAACUCAAAAAUCUCUUUCAGAUAGAUAAAACUCUCUUGGUUAUAUCUAACUUGAGAAUAUUUCAAAUUUUGAUUUUCUAAAAAAAGAAGUGUUGUUUUAAAUUUCUCAAGUAUUUUUAAUCGGCAAAUUAAAUACUCAAGUAUUAUAUGUGCAUAUUUAUUCCCCAACUAAUCAUUGACUGCGCAAAAUCAUGAUUAGAAUAUUCUAUCGUUAAAAAAUUGACGGAAACCGUUAUUUUUUCGUUCAUCAGUUAACAAUUGACUAUUUUGUUCUCAAUUUUGCGCAGUCAACUAUUAGUUAGAGAAUAAAUAUGCGCAAGCAAUACUUGAGUAUUAAAACUGCCGAUUUCAAAUACUUUGAGAAUUAAAU
Messenger RNA from Brassica napus (rape), 4563 nucleotides. RefSeq names its product glutamate receptor 1.2-like. The coding region runs from base 19 to 2559 and encodes 846 amino acids. Gene Ontology annotation, molecular function: glutamate-gated receptor activity. NCBI's taxonomy places the organism in Eukaryota, Viridiplantae, Streptophyta, Magnoliopsida, Brassicales, Brassicaceae. Gene Ontology annotation, cellular component: plasma membrane. The record is from RefSeq and is a predicted model, not a curated record. The transcript is spliced from 5 exons.